This is a messenger RNA of Mauremys reevesii (Reeves's turtle), 1535 nucleotides long. RefSeq names its product C->U-editing enzyme APOBEC-1-like. Bases 360 to 1043 code for a protein of 227 amino acids. Gene Ontology annotation, biological process: cytidine to uridine editing. Gene Ontology annotation, cellular component: nucleus; cytoplasm. NCBI's taxonomy places the organism in Eukaryota, Metazoa, Chordata, Testudines, Geoemydidae. The transcript is spliced from 6 exons. Gene Ontology annotation, molecular function: RNA binding; cytidine deaminase activity; zinc ion binding. The record is from RefSeq and is a predicted model, not a curated record.
AGGGGGGCCCUGGGCAGAGAGCCCAGCGCAGGGAGCCAGCGCCAGACAGGAGGCCUUGCAGGCUGGACUUGGAGGGAGAUUGUGACUCUGACCGGGGGAGGAUGACACUGAGGAGAAGGGUCCUGUUCCCUACAGCUUGGGGGCAUGUGGCCACCACCAGAGCAGGUGUCUGACCCGCGGUAUCACUGCAGGCAGCCAGGGCCUGGGAAGGAAGUCUGGGAGGUGUGAGGAACAGACUGUGACCUUUCCAGAGACGCUGGUUGUGGUGUCCCUGUGCCACAGAACGGGGAAUAGAAACUGAAAGGGAGAAAAUACACCAGUAAAACAAACAGCCUCGGAAGCUGCAGUGAGAGAAAGCCAUGGCUGCUGGUUGGAACAGAGAUCAUGUAUCCAGAGGCAUCACACAGGGGGGGAAGAUAUCCCAGGAGACAUUUAUAGACAGUUAUGACCCAAGUGUCCUUCGAAGGGUGCAAUACAUGCUCUAUGAAAUCAAGUGGAGCAACAGCAAAAGGCCCUGGCAGAGGUGUUGCCAUAGCACUCGAACAGAGCAUGCUGAAAUCCACUUCCUGGAAGAUGUCUUUCAGGAGCAAAGAUCUGAUCCUUCUGCCCACUGCUCCAUCACCUGGUACAUGUCCUGGAGUCCCUGUGGGGACUGCUGCAAGGAAAUCAGAGAUUUCCUGAAGGACCAGCCUAAUGUGAAUCUAGUUAUUUAUGUAGCACGGAUCUACUGGCACAAAGAGGAACCCAAUCGUCAGGGUCUACGGAGCCUGGUGAACAUUGGAGUGACCAUCCGAGUCAUGGACCUCCCAGCUUAUAGCUACUGUUGGAGAACAUUUGUUGAUGAUGACAACGAGGAUGAAGAUGAUUAUUGGCCCAGGCACUUUGCUCCAUGGAUAAUGCUAUAUUCUCUCGAACUCCAGUCCAUCCUUCAGAACAUUCCGUCUUGCUUAGAGAUUUCAGCAGGUGAGAACCAGACUCCAGUUUUCAGCCUCUGUGUAGAAGAUGAUCAACAGAAAAGAGCACUCACAUCAGCCAAUCCCUGAUUGCCGCCAGUAUCCUGGCCUGGGCUGCCAGCCAGUCUCUGGAUGCCAUGAGUGUAUUGAACCAGGCCAUCAUGGGGAAGGGAUGUUGAUAGGACACUAGAAUGUUUAAUCAUUCCAAUUUGAUUUAGUUACUCGUAGCCAUUUCCUUCCCAUUGGUUCAGCUUGUAGCCUUUUGAAAAGUGAAUCAUGUUUAAAUAUUUAAUGUUGUACAGUGACUGGGUCAUGUUAACACCUGUGACUUAGGGUACGGGUUUAUUCCAUCACAGUUAAGACAAGAGUAUCUUGCUUAUUCUGCAGCCAAUGCUGUUUCACCAAAUGAAUAUAACACUAUAUGGUUUGCUUUGUGUAAGCAGUUUAUAAGGAACUAAUUCAUUGUUCAAUAACAUAUGUAAAGACCUUAGAGAGAAUUUAUUCUUCAGGAUUAUUUUUCUGAAUGAUUUUUCCCUUGAUAGAUUUCUAGGUUUUACUUUCUCUGUCUUUUGUCAAUGUAAC